Molecule: messenger RNA, 4202 nt
Organism: Linepithema humile (Argentine ant)
Lineage: Eukaryota; Metazoa; Arthropoda; Insecta; Hymenoptera; Formicidae
Source: RefSeq, a predicted model, not a curated record
GAGUUCAUGAAAAUCGGUCUUAUGUCGUAGAAGAAUUUCAUAUCGCUUCAAUCAGAAAAGUUUGUUAUUAUGCAUUGGAGUCUUUUUACGUCAUCUCACGAUUCAUAUUUCUGUGAAUUGAGCAAUAAAAAUUGAAGGGUGUAGCAUGCCGUUAUCUAUUCGCUAUCUUUUCGCAAAAGUAAAUAAGAGCAAUCUGCAGACUUGAAUAGACUUGCUUCGAAGGAUCUUCAUAUAUGUAAUAUGUGUUGGUGCGGUUGGUGCUUCCUACUAGACGUUGCGCACGUGUGUGUGCAUGACAGUUGCCGUUGGCUGCCGUAAUGGUUCCGAUAAUGUGGGCGUGUAUGUGACCCAUGUGUGGCCUGUGCGGUACUUCGUGUUUCUCCAAGUUCCGAAUACCGGUUCGCGCAUUAUUCUGUCGACGAUCUUUCAACGUUUCAUCCCUCCGAUAGCGCUGCUUCGUUCCUGACCCCGCAGUCAUUGGUCACUUUUUUUCCUCAUUUUGACAGAUUUAUGAGUAGAUAAACGUGUGCAUUAAUGCGUGCUGGACUGCAUUAUGCACUGAUACUGCGUUAAACCACAACACGCCGGACGUGAUAUUUUUAUCAGUCAUGGACGAUUCUACAGAAGCACAAAAGUGGCAGCAACAUUUGUCUCUGCUGCGAGAACAGUACGUUAGUUUGUAUAAUGCGAAUAUAGAGCUGCAAAAAGAAUAUGCCAUCGUUACAGCUGAGAAACAAGAAGGUGGAUUUGUCAAUAGGCUUCUGACAACAGUGGCAUCGUUGUAUUGUCAACAUCGUUAUAGUGAUAUAAGUAUAAAACUGAUUGAUCAAGAAAUACCGGCGCAUAAAUUUAUAUUGUCUGCUAGAACUGAUUUCUUCAGUGAUGCAGCUCUUGUUGAAAAGCUGUUUUAGGUAAUUAUGUAUUGGAGCAAUUUAAAUAGCGCUGUUGCAUUAGUACUGAUAAAAUGGAUUUAUACGGGCAAAGUAUCUCAAGAAAAGUUAACAUUAGAUCUAAUGAAAGCAGCAGCUGGCUUUCAGCUGUCAGAAUUGGUAGAUCACUGCGAGAGGUAUCUAAUUGGCAUAGUAGGAUUGAAAGAUUGUGUGGAGUUAUAUGCAGCAGCUGAAGAAUUGGGUACUACGAAAUUGAAAGAACAUUGCAGUUCUUUAAUUUCAGCACAUUGGGAAGAUUUAACGGGUGAAGAUUUCAAAGAGAUGCCAGGUUCACUUUUGUACAAAUUAUUGCAAACUAAAAGUAAAAAUCCUUUGCAUGCAGCAGUACGUUUGAUGCGAGAGGACGUCGUGUUUCUGUACUUAGUGGAAAAUAACGCUGAGCUUCCCAAGGCAGUCAAUGCAAUAGACCACAAAGGAGAAACGGCUCUAGAAGUUGCUCUGAAAACUCGUCAACCAUCUCUGGCUCGCACUUUGGUUGAACAUGGAGCGGACUUGGGUGCAAAGGAUGCAAGAGGUCUUUCUCUCCUUCAUUCGGCCAUUCUGAAAGGGGAUUCUUAUUCGUCUGAAUUCAUAAUUGAUCAGCUGGAAAACAACGGCGGGGCGCAGAAAUUAUGCGAGGCUGUAAGGAUUAUCGAGGGUGCGAAAAAUGCAGCAGAUCUUAAACAGCUGGAAGGCAGUACUGCCCUACAUCUAGUGGCGAAGCAUAAUACAGAAAACAUGGUAGCAGUUGGAUCAAGAUUACUUCAAGCGGGGAUUGAUCCGAAUUUACAAGAUCGUAGAGGAUGGACUGCACUUCACAGUUGUAUCUCGGAGAGAAACCAGAUGCUGUUCGAUUUGUUACUGGAGGCGAAAUUUAUAGAUUUAGAUCAAAUCACAAACGAAGAUGAAACACCGUUGUGCUUUGCGAUGAAGACGGACCCCUUCAACGAGUAUUUUGCAUCGAAACUAUUGGCUAAGGGCGCCAUACCGAAUCCGACUUACACCAUCGGAGACACUCUGCUUCACGUUUUGACACGAGAACGCAGAGAAGAGGCGGCGUUAUUUUUAGUUGAACAUUGUAAGAAUAAUUUGUCGACAACCAACAACGAGGGUUUCACGAUACUGCACGAAGCGUGCAAAGUGGGCUUGACAGAUUUGACUCGAGCUCUCUUAAAGAAUGGAUUGUCGACCGAUGUCGUCACCUUUUCCACUGGCGACGCACCGAUUCAUUUUGCCAUUUCGAAUCUCUACACCGACAUAGUCAUCGAAUUACUGGAGGCUCCCAGCUUGAAUUCGCAAUUAACUAUUAAGAACAAUGUGAAUGAGACGCCUUUGAGCUUAGCUAUAAAGGCGCCGUUCAAAAAAGGCAAAGAAAUCGUAUUGGCUUUAAUAAAAGCUGGAGCUGAUGUAAAUGAGCGUAACAAGGAAGGCUUAACAUUGUUACAUCAAGCGAUACUGAAGGAGGAUUCAGCUACGGCCAUAUUUCUUUUAGAAAACGGCGCUGACAUGAAUGCAAAAACAGCUAAUGGAGAAACGCCGCUGCAACUGUGCGUCCAUUGUAGACUAGGCGAAGUGGUGGAAGCUCUUUGCAGACGGGGUGUAGAUACUUCAAUAGGAUGCCCGUUGUGGGACGCUUUGGAUUCGGACCAAGAAGAUACAGCAUCAAUCUUGGUAAAACACGGAGCGGACACCGAUUGUUGGGGCCCUGGUCCUGAUGGCUGUCAACAAACGCUGCUGCACAGAGCCAUCGACGAUAACAAGGAGGACGUUGCACAAUUUCUAAUCAGAAGUGGAUGUGAUUUAAAUGCUUCGAGACGACCUGGUCCGGAUGGUUCUGGAGGAGAUGAGGCAAGAGAUGAAUGUACGCCGUUACAUCUGUGCUGUCAAUGGGGAUUGGAACAAGUCGUUCAGACGCUCAUCGAACAUGGAGCCGAUGUAAACGCUCGCGACACGGAGGGGAAAACUCCCGUGCACGUGGCGAUACAGAAUCAGCAUUCGCAGAUUAUUUCUCUUCUGUUGUGUCAUCCGAGUAUAGAUCUGAACAAGAGAGAUAAGAAGGGACUGACACCGUUCGCGACCGCCCUGACAGUCCGCAACAACAAAGCCGCACAAGCAAUACUAGAGAGGUUACCUAAAGCCGCCGAGCAAUACGACAAUAAAGGCAGAAACUUCUUGCAUACUGCUAUACAGAAGGGUGACAUGGAAAGCAUCCUGUUUUUACUAUCGAUACAAGUAGACGUAAAUUCCAGAAUACACGAUGUUACGCAAACGCCUCCUCUGCAUCUCGCUGCUGUGUCUGGAAACGAGAUGUUAGUGCGGAGUUUAAUUCUGGCGGGUGCUCGCGUUAACGAUACAGAUGCGAACAGGAAUACCGCGCUGCAUGUAGCGGCUAAAGCAGGACAUGCCACCGUUGUAUCUGCGCUGUUGCAAAACAAUAUUAACUUCGAUGCGGUAAACGCAGAUGGCGAUAACGCGUUGCACGUAGCUGUAAGAGAAGGUCAUGUGUCGGUGGUGCGAACACUACUAACCGAAUGCACGCUUGAUGCGGAAGCUGUGAAUCUCAAAGGCCGUAAUCCUCUCCACGAAUUGGCCAGAUGCGCGAGGGACAACGCUGCAACGAUAUGCGAUCUAUUUUUGGAAUGCAUGUCGCAAUAUCCAGUCAAUAAUGCAGACUUGGAUGGAAACACACCGUUGUUGAUUGCGUACAUGAAAGGCAAUGGUAAUCUCUGUAGAACAUUAGUGAAAGCCGGAGCAUGCUUAGGUUCGAUGAAUAAAGAUGGAAUUACAAUCUUCAAUUAUCAAGUAGCAACAAAGCAGCUACUAUAUAGACUGUUAGACUCAUUAACGCAGGAAGCGCCGUGGUCUGAUAAAGAUUGCUGCUUGGAAUGUGGAAUAAAGUUUUCUCUCACAAUGCGCAAGCAUCAUUGCCGACACUGCGGACGAAUUUUGUGCAGCAAGUGUUCGGGUCAGGAUGUACCAAUUUUGAAAUUCGGUUUAAACAAGCCAGUACGCGUAUGCAAUGUAUGCUUCGAUGUACUGCUGGGUACUGAAUGAAAAGAAUCUUUGUAGUUAAAAUAAGAAUUUAUAUAUGAAAACUGAUAGAAAGAUCAUUCCGAUGUUUUUUAUAUAAAAAAGAAAGAGCAGAACUGAACCAAAAGUCUGUGUGUAAUUAUAUAUCAUUGAUAUUUUAUGCAUCCUAUUGUAUACAUUCUAUUUAUGUUAAGAUUUGUUAAAAUUCUCUUAUAGGGUUGAAAUACAGAUGAAGAAACUAUA